Strongylocentrotus purpuratus (purple sea urchin) is the source of this 3416-nucleotide messenger RNA. Its product is annotated as 14-3-3-like protein 2. The transcript is spliced from 5 exons. Bases 185 to 1018 code for a protein of 277 amino acids. Gene Ontology annotation, biological process: signal transduction. The record is from RefSeq and is a predicted model, not a curated record. Gene Ontology annotation, cellular component: cytoplasm. Lineage: Eukaryota; Metazoa; Echinodermata; Echinoidea; Camarodonta; Strongylocentrotidae.
UUUUUACAUUCUGCUUCUCACACAGCGACGACGCCCGAUAUAUUUUGCGUGUAUUAGAGGAUCUAAAUUUCCUAUUUGAGGAAAAAUACAGUGUAGGAGGAACUUGGCAAAUUGACAGGGCGCAGUCAAAAUUCUACAGACUUUAAAGAGUUUUACAAAUAGUUAAUACACUCUACCAGCAGUCAUGGACAUGGGGGAUAACACUAAAAUCAAGAAUGAGCUAAUUCACAAGGCAAAACUGGCAGAACAAGCCGAGAGGUACGAUGACAUGGCAGCUGCAAUGAAGAAGGUGACCGAAAUGAAGAUGACGUUGUCGAACGAAGAAAGGAAUCUGUUAUCUGUAGCAUACAAGAAUGUUGUCGGAGCAAGGCGGUCAUCAUGGAGAGUUAUCAGCAGUAUUGAGGCCAAGGAGAGUAAUGCCGACGGUUCUUCAAACGCACAGACCAUGCAGACUGAAAGGAGAAAGGUCUUGUCAAAGGGCUACAGGGAGAAAGUAGAGAAGGAGCUUGAGGACAUCUGCGAGCAGGUUUUGGAAUUGCUUGACAAAUUUCUCAUACCCAUUGCUGAGAAUGAAAUCAAGAUUGACAAAGACAAAGGCGAAAAAGAUUCACAGAAUGCAGAUAGCCAUGUUUUCUAUCUUAAGAUGAAGGGAGACUACUACCGCUACUUAGCCGAGGUGAAGAAGGAUAGCAAAAAAGAUGAAAUUGUUGAAAAAUCCAAGAUGGCAUACCAGGCAGCAAUGGAACAAAGCCAGACAAAUAUGGCACCAACACAUCCCAUCCGACUUGGACUGGCAUUGAACUUUUCAGUUUUCUACUAUGAAAUUCUCAAUCAGCCAAAUGACGCCUGUGAUCUGGCCAAGAAAGCAUUUGACCAGGCCAUUGCAGAACUGGAUCAACUUCAGGAGGAUUCAUACAAAGACAGCACGCUAAUUAUGCAGCUACUCAGAGACAAUUUAACUUUGUGGACGUCAGAUAACGCCGAUGAAGCAGGAGACCAAGAAGACCCCCAACAGUAAAAUUACUUUAGCUGAAUUAUAGGUGUGCCAUAAAUGUUCUCAUAAUCACAAAUAGUGUAUCCAAACAAAUAGCUUGGAUAAAGCAUUCAAACUCUUCAAUGUCUCAUUUACCCAUUCUGGAGAUAGAAAGGAAAGAACGAAAAGGGCUUGGUGACUUAAAAGGAUGUGGAAAAUGAGUGUUCAAUGGUGAAGGGUGCUUAUGUUGACGCAUUGAAGACACCUAGUGUUUACAUGUCUGUGGCAGAUGGAUUUUUGAGCCUAUGGUGUAAGUUUCUUUUGCAACCAAAUUGUGUCACAAUCUUUUGAUUGAGGAAAAAUUGUAAACUGACAGUUGAACUAUCAAAUAAUUCUGUUCGUUUCUGUAGGUAUUUCUAAAAAAUGAAGAUCAGUCACUGUUCAGUGUUAAAUGGCACCGACUCCGUGCCAUGCAUGUUUUUGUAGCUAUCACAUCUUCUGAAGGGUUCAAAUUGUAUCAAAGGUAUACAAAAACUAAACUAAACAAUAAAAAACAAAUAUGUGGAAAGGGGAAUGAAUUUAAAGAGCAUCAGACUAGGUAUGCAUAAAGUACUUGCCUUUGUGAAACUUUACAUUUUAUUGUGUGCAGAGUAAGGAUCUGGCCAAAUAUCAGCAGAGAGAGAGAGAGAGAAAAAAAAAAUGUCUUUAUUUAUUUCUAGCAAUCUAUUUACAAUGUACAUGUCCAUGUCUAUGUUAUUGCUAGAUAGAUUAUUUUGUGAUAUUUUUUUUUGAUGAAACUGAACUUAAAGGAUUCCAUGAUGCAUUUAAUUGAUUGUUUAUUGCACUUUUUGUAAUUGCCUUUGAAUAUCCCAGAACCAUACACUAACUGUGGGUUAGGACUCGUAUUUAAUCUGUUUCCCUCUGUUUAGAAUGGACUAAUGCCAUAGGAGAUAGCAAUCACCCAUGACCCUUUUUAUUUAAUUUUUUAAUUUUAUCAAUUUUACUGUUGAUAAUACCCCUUGAGGCAACAGUAGGAAACAAACUUGUUAUGAGUUGGUUACUGCAGUAUGUAUCACCAAUUGAGACUUCUUUGUAAUUGCUUUUGUUUGAAGUGACAGUUUAUUUGUAACCCUCCUUCAGUCGACCAACACUGCACUGAAUCUCACGUUCAUAGAAUUCGAAAGGUGGAAAUGUCUAUUUUCAAAGGUUGUAUUUUUGUUUAUGCUGUAAUAUUGCACAUCUUCCUGUGGUGCACCAGUAAUAUUCAUUAGGAUGUUUUGAUACAUGUCUUGCCCUGGAGGUUAGGUUGCAUUUUGUCAUUUGACUGAGGCUCUACUUGAACAAAACUUGCAAUACAUGUAAAGAGAAGAUGCUAUUUACGCUUGGCAUCGGCACGAGGCGGUCAUCCAAUGGGAAGGAUUAAGAUGCAAUUGACAAAUGUACUCCAAGUGGGAAAAGGGAAGUUGACAGAUAUAUGCAUAGAUGAGAAAAUUCAUUGAUAGCACUCUACCAGUUCCUUUGCGAUGCAUUGGAUCACAUGUUUAUUUAAUAUCUGUGUCGUUGUGAAUGUUUCUGGUUCAAUAUGUAUCGGAAAUGUAGCAUUUAUGCAUUUUUUUAUUUGUGAUAACAGAUUUGACAGACAAGUGUAAUUGAACUAUAAAUUGAAUAUUAUGUUUUACUGUGUAGUAAUUUGUGAUAUAUUCUUCCUGCAGGGACAACUGUAUUUUUUUCUUCAUUUUCCCCCAUUUGCCUUAGAUAUUAGGUUGUUAAAAAGGUGAGUUCUGUAGAUUAGAUAAUUUUAGAGAUUAGAAUGCAUUGUCUGAAAAUAGGAAUGUAUACAUAUAUGUACUUGUUCUGUAUUGUUGCUACAGAACCGUCUCAUGGCUUUGAUAAUCAAACCAUCUGCAUUUUUAUUUUGCCUACAGUAAUCGAUGCAUUGAGAUAUGUGUGCCAUGCAGAGAUGGCAAACAUGUACUUGAGGUCCUUUCUACUCGUACUAAACCCCCAAAUGCGUGCUUAUUUUGGGAAAUUUACAAAUCAUUACUAGUGAUGUUAGAAGUCUAUGGAACUUGUAUAAUUUAGAUGAAUUGCUAACAAUGCAUAGUACGUGUAUUUUUGUCCAGUAAAAGAAAUGCUUCCCAGGACGUAUUCAGUACCAAAUUUAAAGGAUUUUCUUUUUCUUCUUUAAGAUAUUCUAUCUUCAUGUAUUGUGUUAAUAUGAAGAGAAAGUUUGUGGUUGUCUCACAACUCCAUUCUCUGUUAAGAUAGAAAUAUAAACUCACAGUUAUGCUAAAUCGCUAAUGAUAAUCAUGGCCGUAAGCUAUUAACAAUUGAAGAGAAAUGCAUGCAUUUUAAGCUGAAAAAAAGUUGUAUUACCCUAACAUUGUAUCCUGUGAAACUGUCGUUGCACAGUUAAACAAUUAUAAUGUCUGUUGUCUGGAAA